Penicillium pulvis is the source of this 675-nucleotide messenger RNA. RefSeq lists its product as uncharacterized. NCBI's taxonomy places the organism in Eukaryota, Fungi, Ascomycota, Eurotiomycetes, Eurotiales, Aspergillaceae. The record is from RefSeq and is a predicted model, not a curated record. The transcript is spliced from 2 exons. The coding region runs from base 1 to 675 and encodes 224 amino acids.
AUGUCUGUAAAAGACUGGUAUCUCGAUCUACGAAUCGACAAACAAACCCAGAAAAUCGACUGGGCAAUUGCCGGGCAGAGGAUAGUCGAAAGUCAAGAACCACUCCGGGUUUCCUUCACCCACGAACUAGACUCGCAUGAUGCAUUCGAGAGCGUAGACUGUGGCACAUUUGUCUCGCUCCCAAAUGGAGAUGAUCUUGAGACAGGCUCUAUGCCUCGUCCUGAUCUUCCUGGUGCACCCGAGACGGAGUAUGAAGAGGUGUGGAGAGAAUUGCCGUUUCGAGAGGGGCCGGAGGGGGCAAACAAGGGAAUCUCAUGGGUUCUCGAGUCUGACGAUGGUGAUCUGAGUGAGCAGGAGGGUGAAUUCACGGUGGUGAAGACAUUCUUAGGGCGGAUUUGGGGCACGUAUUUGGCGUUACAGCAGAAGCAGGUUCAUGUGCGGCGCAAGGAUGCAUCUGGCAGGUGGGUCGUGAGUAAGAACGGGGCCGCGGCCAGUGCUCGAAGGGAAGAAUGGGUGGGUUCUCGAUGGGAAGCACGAUAUGUGGUCGGCGAUGCUGGUGAUGAGCUCGCUUCGAUGAUAACCGGGAUAGCCGAAGGAAAGGGGUGGAGGGCGCCUGGGGAGCGGGUUGUUAUUCACGGGAAGACAUUUAUUGUCCGAGCAUUUGAAGAGAUCUAG